Molecule: messenger RNA, 4682 nt
Organism: Rhizophagus irregularis DAOM 181602=DAOM 197198
Lineage: Eukaryota; Fungi; Glomeromycota; Glomeromycetes; Glomerales; Glomeraceae
Source: RefSeq, a predicted model, not a curated record
AGACUCAAAUGGCAAUUAUUUAUCAGUAUUGGAAUAUGCCAACGAAGGAAGUUUAAGGGAUUAUUUGAAAAUCAAUAAAUUGGAAUGGUAUGACAAAUUACAAAUAGCACUUGAUAUUACUCGUGGAUUAAUGUGCUUACAUUCCAAAAAAAUAACUCAUGCAUGCGCGCAACGUAUUGGUUAAUAAUGGUAUAAUAAUAAUAACGGAUUUAAGAUUACUCAGACAAACGGUGGAACUUACAUCCGAAAAUAUAGCUUAUGUUGAGCCUCAGUAUCUUCGUAAUCCAAGUUAUGAACUAGAUAUGAAAUCUGAUAUUUAUAGCUUAGGCGUUCUUUUAUGGGAAUUGUCGAGUGGUCGUUUUCCCCUUUUUGAGUAUAUACAAAAGGAAUUUGAUUUAGCUCAAGUAAAGAAUAAACUUAUAAAUGGUGAGAGAGAGAAACCAAUUAUUUUUAUACCUUCGGAAUAUUUACAACUUUAUCAAAAGUGCUGGCAGGAUGAUCCCAAUAUGAGACAUGAAAUUAAUGAAGUUUACGAAAUUUUAUCUCGAAUAAAAUUACAGUUAUCUCAAUUAUCUUCAUUUACUAGUGAACAACCAUCACCAUCACAUGCUGCAAAAAUUACUCUGGAAUUAUUUAAUUGUUCAACGCAACAAAUAAUUAAACAAUUCAAGUUGAAUCAUGGUUUAGUUUUAAAUGGAGAACCAAGCGUACAAGCAGUUAUUGCUGAGGACGGAGAAUUAGAAGUGAAUUUAUAUAAAGGACAACCUUUAGUAUACACAUAUGUUAAUUUUAAAAAUACCAGUUUAGACACAUGCAUUAAUUUUCCAGUUGCCGAAAUCAUUUAUAAGGGCAAUUUGUUAGAAUCCUUUAUAGAAUGUACAAAUGAUAAAAAGAAAUUACAUAAAUUGCAUGGUGAUUUUCUUGCAAGAAGAUUCUUAGCUGGGGAUCGAUUAUUUAUUGAGAAUUUUAAAUUAGCAACUACGGUACAAGCCAAUAUUUUAAAGUUUUAUUUGCUCUGUGUAUAUAAUUCAGUUAAAUAUUCAACAGAAAUCCAAUUUAGCGAAUUAGUCACUCUGGAUCUUUUACCAAAAUUAGUAACAUCGGAUGGGAAAAAAUUAAAUACCCGUGAAGAAUUGACCAAUUGGAUGAAUAAUUUGAAUAGUAACAAAAUAGUUAAUAUAAUUUCUUAUGAUGACCUCAUCCUCAUUUCUCGAUUGAAACACAAUACAUCAUUGGUAGAUGAAAGCCUUGAAACUCUUAAAGAAAAGCAACCUGGAAUCGCUAAUUUUAGAGAAAAAUUGAGCUUAGAAGAGUGGGUUGGAGAUGCUGUGAAUGAUAAUUUAAUGAGUUGGACCAGAGAUUUUAAUCUUUUUCGGGGAUUAAUAAUUAAUAAAAAUGACAAAAUAAAAAUUAGCAGGAAAAUUCCUAUUAACAUUGUUAAAAUUCCUGAAGUCAAUCAUUGUAAUAAAUCUUAUUUGAAAAUUAUUAAGCCGUCAACAAAUUUUGAGCUUGCUUUAGUCUCCAAUAAUAUUUUUCCAAAUGAACAUCCCAGCAUUUUCCCACCUAUUAAAAAUAAUGCUAACGAUUGUGAGCUUCCACUUAUUGAAAAUAAUGUUAAUAAUCAUGAGCCUUCUACUUUUCCACUUAUUGAAAAUAAUGUUAAUAAUUUUGAGCUUUCUACUCUUCCACUUAUUAAAAGUAAUAUUAAUAAUCAUGAGCUUUCUUCUCUUCCACUUAUUAAAAGUAAUGUUAAUGAUGAGCCUUCUGUUCGUCCACUCGUUAAAAGUGAUGCUAAAAAUUAUGGGCUUUCCACUUUUCCACUUGUUAAAAAUAAUGUUAAUAAUUAUGAGGGGUAUGAUCAUGUUAUAGUCAAAUCUGAGAAAUAUGAAAUUCUCUUAAAUAUGGAUAAUGUAAAACCUACAAAAAUAUUUGAGCAAGUUAUAGAGGAAGCUCUCAAUAGUAUGAAACCAUUGAAAGCUUUACAAGAUGUAUUUAAUGAAUACGGUCAUCUAUUUUCACAAAGAAUUAUCUUGGGAGGGUCUCUUAGAAAUAUUUUACCAAAUCUCUCUUCAUCUGAUGAUGUUGAUGAUGUCGAUGAUAUUGAUGAAAUGCUUGAAUCAUUAAAUAGUUUGGAUAUUUCACGUCUUUUAACACGAAAGGGAAGAAUUAUUGAAACAAAUGAUUUACAUGAUUGGAUUCAAAAUACGAAUAAUCAUUUGGAAAUUACUAAAUUCGACAAUAUCAUUCCUCUCUAUAAAAUUCUUAAAGAAAAUCAACAAAGAAAAAUAAAUGAUAUAUUAAUAAAUAAUUACAAAAUUAUAAUAACGGGAAUUACUGAUUUAACUGGCUUAAAUAAUGAUAAUGAUGAGAACUACAAACGCAUAAAUUUUGGAUUAUCGUUAGAAAGUGAAGAUUAUGAAGUAUUUGGAUUAAUCAUUUCAGGGACUAAUACAAAAUUAGAAGAAAUUUAUAUUAAUUUCGGAUUAUAUGACUUCAAUGGAUUUUAUGCAAUAAUAAAAAAAUUAGAAGAAACAAGUAUUGAUAUAACAAAAUGUUAUGUUUCAUGGGUUGUUAUUGGAAACCCCUCCCAGGUAUCUGUAUUUAGUCCAAAUAAUCGAGAAUUGCAGGUUGAUUAUAUUAAAAAAUCUAUUAAAUUGCAACCUAAUGAGUUUAACUAUGAUCCUAUUGAAACUUCCUUUACUUUACACAAAGGAUAUACUUUUUUCGCGCAUGCAAAUCAUUCGUCAGUAAGUUAUGAAAAUAAUAAUAUUGUUAAGUUAGUUGAAUGGAAAGAAAGAUCUAUUAACGUUCAAAUUGAAUCAGCUUGUAAAAUUCAAUCAAAUGCAAGUUCGUCUAAUAGUGAUUCCGAUCAUGAAGAUAAUGCUUGUGUAACAAAUGAAGUAGAUUUACGCAUAUGUAUUCUAUCAACAAAUUACAAAAGUUUGAAAGUUGAUAAUGCCAAAGAAAGGGAAUGUCCUUUAGAUCUAAUAGGACAUAUUUUAAGUGAGAAAAAUUUCAAUAGAAAUUUAUUUAAUGAAAGCAAUAAAAAUGAAGUUUCCGUUAAUAUUCGAAAUGAUGAUUCUAUUACAAGUCAAUCACUUCUUGAACCAAAUGAUAAAGUAUUUAUUAAAGCAACCAGUCAACAAAUAGUAAACAAGAAUUUAAGUCACGGGGAACCUUAUUAUAAUGUUAAUAAUGGAAGUGGGGUGUCACCUUCAUUACAAGAUUAUCAAAAUGGAUCUUUUAUUCACGAGGAUUGUGAUGGAAAGUUCCAAAGCGACUUAUAUCAAAGUACUAAACAAAACAUUCUCCCAAAUAUACCACAAGAUAAAGAACUACCACCAAUACCUAAUACAAUCUAUCCUAACACACGCACAAUUAACAACGACAAUUCAAAUUCAUUAUCAUCAUAUAUAUGUAAUAGAUAUGAAUUAAUUUCUCCAAUAUCAAAGUCAAAGCAUAAUAAAGUAUAUCUGGGUCGACAUAUAGUCACCUCAGAUAAAAUAGUAGUUAAAUUUUAUAAAUCUCGUUCAAGGUGGGAAAAUGAAAUUCAUUUUUUGAAAGCUCUUACGUCGAAAUACACCGUAAAGUUGGAGGAAAUAACUGUGAAUCCGGCUGAAGGACAAAAAUACUUCAUAAUUACGAGGUAUUUCGGAAAAUCUUUAGAUGAAAUCGCAAAUAAUAUCUGUGAUAAUGAAGCACAUAUAAAAAGUGUACUUUUGGGUACUUGUAAAGCUGUAGAGUGGUGUCAUAAUAAAGGUGUAGUACAUAUGGAUUUGAAUCCUUCUAAUAUUAUAUGUAAGGAUCAAAAGAUUCACAAAAUACAAUUAUGUGACUUUGAAUAUUCAAAAAAUGCUGGUGAUAAUAUUCACUCCGAUAAAUAUAAUCAGCCAUUACAAUUAGGGUUUACAUCACCAGAACUACUCUUUUUUCAACAAAUCGUAUCAUCAUCAGCGUCACAUUCAUCAUACUCACCUUCAUACUCUUCUACUACCUCUUCCACGUAUUAUACUACUAAAGAUCACCCAGAAACUUUAUUAGUAAAACAAAGUAUAGAUAUUUUUAGUUUAGGUUGUAUAUUUUAUUUUUUGAAUAAAACCCAUUUAUUGUAUAAUUCCGAGAAACAAUUAGAACAAUUAAAUUUAACUAAAGUUUGCGAAGAUAUUGACGAUGAGCAGGUCUCUAUUUUAGUUAAGUGUAUGAUAGCUGAAAACGAUAGCAAAAGACCCAGUAUUACACAAAUAUUAGAAAAUCCAUACCUUAAGAAUUAAUGUAUUUUUUGUACAUUUAUUUAUUUAUUUUUUAUAAAAGAGUGAUAAAUAUAAUUCAUAGAAUAAUUAUUCAAAAGUAAUUACUUUUACAUUCUAUCUAAUUCAGAAAAAUUUAACGAGUUAAGUUUCAAUUUAUUGAAGAGUAAUAUAUAUUGAUAAUCAAAAGUGUGAUAUAUAGGUAGGGAUGGGAAAUUCCACGAAGAAGUGACUCAAGCACGGUUUUGGAGUCGGCUUACGGUCUCAGCUCGGUUCAGUUUCAGGCUGACUUAAACCGACUUGAACCGACUUGAGUUGACUUGAACCUUUCACUUGUUGCAACUUACAAUUCCAUAAUUAGAAUAAAAUAAAAUUAAAAUUUGAACGUGAUAUGAUCGUCAAAUACCAUGUUAUGAAUAAAAAAAGCAAUAAAAG